CUUCGCACGUAAGUUUUGCUACGACGUCGUUCUAGUGAUUUCUAGUCGUCUUCCUCUUCUCCAUGAAGUGUCCGUUAACUUUGGCAUUGCUUUGCAAUUAAGCAAUUUACCCUUUCUCCAUCAUUCUCGAACCUCCUCUUUAUAAUUUUUAUUUUGUUGGCAAAAACAAUUAAUUUUUUUCCAGAAUCUUAAAAUUACCUAAGCAUAAUUCAAUCUCUUUUGCAGAUUAAAGUGGGUUUAUGAUAUGGACAGACGUAACAACACAACUCAGGAGUCGAGCGAGCCCUUUGUGGAAAGCAUUAGAAGAUUGUUGGUGGUGAGGAAUGGCUUUCAGGCAUUGCGUUUUGUAUUUCAUGCUUGAUGAGAGAUGGUAACCGGGAGUUAGAGGAAGCUGAAUGACACUUCCUAGGCGAAUGACAGUUCUUUGAGAAGAAAUAGGGGUAUCCCUCAGCUACUUACUUCUGUCCCGGCUCUCAAUGAUGCUGCUUCCUAUCUUGCAGACACAUCAUCAUUAUUUACUCGCUGUUUCGUGGAUUUUUCUGCAGAACCUGCCUCUAGAGGCUUAGGAGGCCAGGAGAUGGUUACAUUUGGUUCUGCAGAAAGUAGAGGAUCCCCCACCUUCAGUGGUGUUUCUUCAAGUGGAAGUCAUUUAGCUGUUUGUAACUCAUCUCAACCAUCUGUUGAUGCUCCGCUUCUCCAUGAAGGAUUAUCUAGAGAAUCUUCUCAAAGUGGUAGUGCAACAAGGAACUCAGAGGAUCUAUCUGACAGUUCCUGUGCACAGGUUUUUCAAUCAACGCAGGCCAGCCCAAAUGGCAUUUCCAUUUUCCAAGGCCUUAUAGAGAAGGUGAGAAGGACGGUUCGUGGGUCAGCUGAUGAUAUUGGAUGGCUACAACGUGCUUCAUAUAUGCCUCCUGUCGAAGAUCAAACUGAUAGAUUUGUGGAAAUCCUCGACGAUAUUAGGCAUGGACUACAUAAAUUACCAAAUUCAAUGGUUUACUUGUUAGUUCCAGGUCUAUUUAGCAAUCAUGGACCGCUUUACUUUGUUAAUAUUAAAACAAGCUUUUCAAAAAUGGGACUCACUUGUCAUAUAGCCAAAAUUCAUAGUGAGGCCUCUGUGGAAAAGAAUGCUAGAGAAAUAAAAGAUUACAUUGAAGAAGUUUAUUGGGGCUCCAGUAAACGUGUCUUGCUUCUUGGACACAGUAAAGGGGGAGUAGAUGCAGCAGCUGCUCUGUCCAUGUAUUGGUCUGAUUUGAAAGAUAAGGUUGCAGGGCUGGUUUUAGCGCAGAGUCCCUAUGGUGGAAGUCCAAUUGCUUCAGACAUUCUGCGAGAAGGACAGCUUGGUGAUUAUGUAAACAUCCGCAAGAUUAUGGAGAUUCUCAUUUGUAAAGUAAUCAAGGGUGACAUGCAAGCUUUGGGAGAUUUGACUUAUGAGAAGAGGAAGGAAUUCUUGAGCAAAUACCAUUUGCCAAAGGAGCUUCCUGUUGUUUCCUUCCAAACGGAGGCCAGCAUUUCUCCAGCGGUCUUGGCCACAUUAUCCCGUGUGGCGCACGCAGAAAUGCCAACUUUUUCUACUGCCCAGCCUGCUACGUUUCCAGUGGUGAUGCCUCUUGGUGCUGUGAUGGCGGCAUGCGCCCAGCUUCUUCAGAUCAGGUAUGGUCAGAAGAGUGACGGGCUUGUCACUUGUCGUGAUGCAGAAGUCCCUGGGUCUGUGGUCAUUAGGCCAAAACGGAAAUUAGACCAUGCUUGGAUGGUAUAUUCAUCAUUAAACGAUGACCCGAUGGAGGCUGAUGCAUCUCAAGUUUGUGAAGCUCUUCUAACUUUACUAGUAGAAGUAGGACAGAGGAAAAGACAUGAAAUAUCUAACAAAGAUGAAUGAAGCGUAUACAAGAACAUACUCCUCAUCUGGAGAUUGAUACUUAACCUGUUAUCACAAUGGUAAUACGUCCCAAUUUCUUUUUAGACGUUCAGUGAAUAGAAUAUAGAAAAUUAUUCAAUGCGCACCCCUAACCCCCCUUUUAAACAGGAAAAAAGGGAUGAAAUGUGGUUGGGAAAAAGAAGUGUCUGAAUAAGAAAAUUCCUGCAAUAUAUGAUGUGUAUACAAUGGUGCGGCGGUUAGGCAUACUUAGACAAAAGAAUGGUCUUUUGGAUUGGUUAUUGUAUCUUGCCGCCACCUCCCACCUAUCCCCCUAGGUUUGAAUUCCUUCUGGAGAUAAGCAACCAUCUUCCCUUUAAGAUAUGGGUUAGGGAGGUGAAAUUGAAGUGGGAGUCCUUCUACAAGGGAGUUGCGGGCUAGGCUCGAAGGUUCUAGGGCAGCAAGUUGGUUUUCUAUCUUUUUUACUUCUUUCUGGUUUUACACCUCUUGGAAAUCGCAGCAAAGUAAACUUCCAUCGGAUUGAAUAGAGAUGUGUAACUAUGUGCAUGGAGUUUGUAUUCCGAUUCCGAUGUGCAUAUUUGCUUCUGUCUCUAAGUUCUCAUGUUUCUAUAUCAUAUAUCUUGAAUUUUCUUUUUA
Molecule: messenger RNA, 2509 nt
Organism: Nicotiana tabacum (common tobacco)
Lineage: Eukaryota; Viridiplantae; Streptophyta; Magnoliopsida; Solanales; Solanaceae
Source: RefSeq, a predicted model, not a curated record